AUGGUUCUUCGUCCCAACAGAUUGAGCCAUUCGCGGCGUCCGGGCUUAAAACCUCGCUUUCUAUUGUUCGGCGCCGCCCUAGCCUUCGCAACGUGUUUUCUUUUCUUUACCCGCUCAGCGGAUUUGCGGAUUGUUCCCUAUGUCAACAAAAACGGAUAUGGCGCAGGCCUUUUCGGCGCGGAGAAGCCCUUACUAGAAACAAAUAAGAACGGUGUCGAAGCUGUUAUCCCUGAUCUGGAGCUCAGUGCCAGCGACAUCAAGCAUUGGAUCGAUCCUGACGACCCAGAAGAUCCAAACCAAGUGCAACCUGGUACGGAACAAGACGGCACUCAACGAUCCUUUGACGAGAUCAGUCGCUUGCAGGACGAGAAGGACAAGCGGAAGAUUUGGAGAUAUCUUUAUCGGGCAACUGCCAAUCUCAAAAGCUCCAACCAAAUAUAUGGCAAGACCUUGGCUACACUGACCCAAAAGGAGAAUCGGACCGAAGAGCAAGCCAGAAAGCUCGUUGAAAACCCCGAUUCUAGCAUCAAAGUCAGCUACAGCAUGGAUGAACCGGUCCGUUUUGAUCCAUACCCUAGCUACAACAGCGAAGCGUGGCAGACCGACGGCUACGCAGCCUACGUCGCGUGCAAAGGUGCGGAUGGAAGGCCCAUAGACGAUAUUGUAGUAUUCAAAGGCCGCCCGAAGAACUUUCCCACGCACCUUAUGGGCAGCUACCAAGCCCUCAAUCUUGAUCCUAAUAUUUGCUGGGAACGCGACACAAGACUCGGCGCCUAUGGUCUCCUCGAGCAAACGAAGCAAGUCGGUGGCCGCUUGCAGCCCCUGCAAUGGGACAAGGUCGAAUGGGGUAAGCUGCAGCGAAGCUGUACAAAGAGCAACGCAAAACGAUUUAGGGAAGAUGUUAGCAGCGACAACCCCUAUCUUGCCAUCUACCCUGAGACGCAGCGAUUCAUUGCUGCCAAGUCGACGACUAAGGAAACGCAAAUCUCCAUCGAUAGCAAUAGCGAAACUCGUUCAUUAUCCAACGUUCAAAAUGGAGACUCUCAGUCUACAGACGCAGGGUGGUCCGAUACAAUGACCGUCGAGGCCACAUCGCGGUACAAGAAAGAGAACCGCACCGCCCUCCUGUUACGCUCUUAUACCGGCAAAAGAUACACCGAAAACGACAAACAAAAUAUUCGCGCCCUUAUUACCGAGCUUGCGCUCAGAUCAGGCGGCGAAUACGAAGUGUUUCUACUCCUCCAGGUCAAAGAUGCUUCCAAGGACAUCUUUGGGAGUCAAACAGAUUAUCGCCAAGUUCUUUCCGAGCAUGUUCCUGUCGAAUUUCACGGAAUCACCGUCCUUUGGAACGAUCAAAGUGUCAACGAAAUCUACACGGAGAUGCGUGAUGACUUUGAAAGAGAUGUGCACAAUGCUCAAUGGUUAUCGGUCCAAAAGUUCAGCUACGACCACCCUGAAUUUGAGUACAUUUGGAAUUGGGAAAUGGACUUUCGCUACACUGGUCACCAUUAUGAUUUGCUCGACAAUAUACACAAGUUUGCCCGGAAGCAGCCCCGCAAAGGCCUUUGGGAGAGAAACGAGCGUUGGUACGUUCCUGAAUAUCACGGCGACUACGACACUACCUUCCGAAAGUCGAUUGAACAACAGUAUGGCGACAAUAUUGUGUGGGGUCCUCCCGACCUCCCGUUUAUCAACCCUCAAGGACCAAAGCCGCCGUCGACACCAUCUGAAGACAAUUACGAGUGGGGGGUGGGAGAAGAUGCGGACAUCAUUACGGUUGGCCCAAUGUUUAAUCCAAUCAACAGCCUGUGGAUUAUGAGCAACCUUGUCUGGGGUUACAGCGACGACAACCACCGAAAAGAAGACAUUCCAAGACGGACGACGAUUGUCACUCACUCUCGCAUAUCGAAGCGCCUGCUCAGCUUGAUGCAUACAGAGAAUAUGCGAGGCAACCAUGUGGCUUCCGAGAUGACUCCUCAAACGGUGGCGCUGCAUCACGGACUCAAGGCCGUCUUUGCACCUCAGCCAGUUUUUAUGGACCGCAAAUGGACCAGUGCUUUUGUCAACAAGUGGUUCAAUGCAGGGCCUGGCGGCGUUGCGGGCGGCUAUGGCAGCGCAAUGGGCUGGGGUCGUGAGCGUCGCUACCAGGGCACCACGUGGUACUAUCGCGCCGAGCCUCCCAAUCGUCUCUUCAACAACUGGAUGGGCUGGGAGGAUACCGGAAUUGGCGGCGCCAAGUGGGAGCAGGACAAUGGGCGUCCAUGUCUUCCUUCCAUCAUGCUUCAUCCCGUCAAAGAUCCGGAGCCGACGAAGAAGGGCCAUGCCACUGGAUUUAACCUCGGGUAUGGCUGA
Molecule: messenger RNA, 2352 nt
Organism: Beauveria bassiana ARSEF 2860
Lineage: Eukaryota; Fungi; Ascomycota; Sordariomycetes; Hypocreales; Cordycipitaceae
Exons: 2
Coding region: 1-2352 (783 amino acids)
Source: RefSeq, a predicted model, not a curated record